Molecule: messenger RNA, 1421 nt
Organism: Fomitopsis serialis
Lineage: Eukaryota; Fungi; Basidiomycota; Agaricomycetes; Polyporales; Fomitopsidaceae
Product: inorganic pyrophosphatase
Exons: 8
Coding region: 91-1047 (318 amino acids)
Biological process (GO): phosphate-containing compound metabolic process
Cellular component (GO): cytoplasm; nucleus
Molecular function (GO): inorganic diphosphate phosphatase activity; magnesium ion binding
Source: RefSeq, a predicted model, not a curated record
GAUGAGAUCGUAUCAAGGCGAAGCGAUCGCGAUACGGGUGUAAGGGGGAUAUCGAUUUGAGAACUUGGCUAUAAACACCACAACGGGUGCAUGUCCACCGCGGCCGCUCUUCGACGCCUGUCACACCACGCCCGCCUCUUCUCCUCUACCACCACCAUGGCCUCGCAAUACACCCCCCGCCUCAUCGGCGCCCCCAACACUCUCGAGCACCGUGUGUUCCUUGAGCAGAACGGCAGCCCCGUCUCUUCCUGGCACGACAUUCCCUUGUUCGCAGAUCGCAACAAUGGCAUCCUGAACAUGGUCGUCGAGGUCCCCCGCUGGACCAACGCCAAGAUGGAGAUCUCCAAGGAGGAGCCGUUCAACCCCAUCAAACAGGACAUCAAGAAGGGUCGUCUGCGCUUCGUGCGCAACUGCUUCCCCCACCACGGCUACAUCUGGAACUACGGUGCUUUCCCCCAGACCUGGGAGGAUCCGUCCCAGACCCACGCCGAGACCAAGGCUAACGGUGACAACGACCCGCUCGAUGUCUGCGAGAUUGGUGAGCAGGUUGGUUACGUCGGCCAGAUCAAGCAGGUCAAGGUUCUCGGUAUCAUGGCACUUCUCGACGAGGGCGAGACCGACUGGAAGGUUCUCGUCGUCGACGUCAACGACCCCCUUGCGUCCAAGCUCAACGACAUUGAGGACGUCGAGAGACACUUGCCCGGCCUCGUUCGUGCGACGAACGAGUGGUUCCGGAUCUACAAGAUCCCCGACGGCAAGCCCGAGAACCAGUUCGCUUUCUCUGGCGAGGCUAAGAACAAGAAGUACGCAACGGAGAUUAUUCACGAGUGCCAUGAGGCAUGGCGUCGUCUCAUCAGCGGCGAGGCCCCCGCGAAGACUGCCUCGUACGAUCUAUCGAUCCGCAACCUGACCGCUCCGAACUCGCCCGGCCACGUCACCAAGGAUGACCCCUCGCACAGCAGCAUCCCUCCGGACUCGAGGAAGCCUCCGGCGCCCAUCGACCCUUCCAUCUCGAAGUGGUUCUACAUUGCAUCCGCUCCGGUAUAAGUCGUUUCAUGGGUGUAUGUGUAGCGUGAAAAUGGGAAGCCAAUGCCAAUCUGUCUCAUACAGUCUAGCGAUGGGUCUUCGUUCCGGGCUCGUUAUUGAUCGCGUACAUCGCUUUUGUGCCCACCAACAGAAGGUUAGUGAGCAACGUCGCGCACUGAAUCGAGCUUGACACGAACCGCAAGGCGAUCGACUGAAUUGCAGAACCCCGGGGAUAUUAUACUUAGAGCUACAAACAGAGAGGGUGCACGUCUGACACCAUUAUAUACAUAGAUACUUUUACCAUCACAGCCUAUCUUGACUUAUCCGCACCGUCCGGUUGCAUUGGCGGAUACCUGCAGUACCGAUCCGCGAUGAAUGUGACAGUCCAUGUACCU